GGCCCGGGCCAAUGGGAGCACCCCGUGGCGCCGGCCAAGCCGCCGGGCCAUAAAAAGGAGGCGCUGCCGGUCUGUCCAGCCGGCGGCGGCCUUGACUCGAGCGUGUCUCUGCCAGAUCGCUUACCGUCCUCAGGUGAUUCGGGCCACAGGUCAUUGCGGGCCGCCGCCUGCGAAGUUUAGCUGCAGCCCCCUGAGGCGCCCCGGGGUCUCCCCGAGCGGUAGCAGCGGGACCAUGGAGAAGGGCCCGGUUCGGGCGCCGGCGGAGAAGCCGCGGGGAGCCAGGUGCACCAAUGGAUUUCCCGAGCGGGAGCCGUCGCGGCCCGGGCCAAGCUUGACGGCGGAGAAGUCCCCGCCGCCCGAGGCCAAAAGCCCCCAGCCCGCGGACGGCUGGAAGGGCGAAGGACCCCGCGGUGUGGAGGAUAACGAGCUGAACCUCCCCAACCUGGCGGCCGCCUAUUCGUCCAUCCUGCGCUCUCUGGGCGAGGACCCCCAGCGGCAGGGGUUGCUCAAGACGCCCUUGAGGGCGGCCACGGCCAUGCAGUUCUUCACCAAGGGCUACCAAGAGACCAUCUCAGAUGUCCUGAAUGAUGCUAUAUUUGAUGAAGAUCAUGAUGAGAUGGUGAUUGUGAAGGACAUAGAUAUGUUUUCCAUGUGUGAACAUCAUCUAGUUCCAUUUGUGGGAAAGGUCCAUAUCGGUUAUCUUCCUAACAAGCAAGUCCUUGGCCUCAGCAAACUUGCCCGGAUUGUAGAAAUCUAUAGUAGAAGACUGCAAGUCCAAGAACGUCUUACAAAACAAAUUGCUGUGGCAAUCACGGAAGCCUUGCAGCCUGCAGGAGUUGGGGUAGUGGUUGAAGCAACACACAUGUGUAUGGUAAUGCGAGGGGUGCAGAAAAUGAACAGCAAAACUGUGACCAGUACAAUGCUGGGUGUGUUCCGGGAAGAUCCCAAGACCAGGGAGGAGUUUCUCACUCUCAUUCGGAGCUGAACUGGAGCAUGGCGUCUCGCAGGUCCGACUGCUAAUGGUGUUGUCUUUCAUCAUGCCUCCCCUUUUCAUUUGUUACAGAUGUUAACUUUAUGCCUUGUCAAUAAUUGUAUUUAAAAUUAUUUAUAAAGUCAAAUUAAAAAUGAUUCACAUAGGGGUAAGCCCUGCGCUUUCUUCUUGCCACCUUGUAGGGGCAGUGUCUAAGGUGAACUGCCAGCAGCCUAAGUUACAUGCACAAACCACUGCCAUUCAGAUAACCCAAGGGUGCUGGGGAGGAGGAGAAUCUGUGUAUGUGAAUGAAAUCCGACAGUGAUCUGUCUUAUCAGCAUAGGAGAAUCGGGCAUGGGAAAAGCAGUUCCUUUUCCUCUGCCACAGAAAUGGUAUAAUGCUGAAAGUACUCUAAUAAUUCACGAACAGUGUGCAGCCUUGCUCUGUGAAUUCGAAGUCCAGCAGCUCUGCUUCGAUCAUGUUAAUGAAUUCACAAAUGACAUUUCGUUUUUAUUUAUUUAUCAGCUAUCCAUUUUUAACAUUAGUCACCAAGGGAAGGUGGUGGAAUAUCUACUUUUUUCAAUUUUACUGUGAGUUAAAAAGGCACAUUUCUACCUUCUUUCUUAAUUCAAGUACAGGGAAUUAGUUCCUGGAGUUGUUUACGAGUUAUUCUCACGUCAACAUACAGGGAUUUAGACAUUUAACUCUCUGUGCCUUGAUGAGAAUAUCACACCAGUUAGCCUGUAGAUACUUUUGCCUUUUUUUUAAAAGCCAUUAUUUUAUAAGUCUUAGUACUCACACGGCAGAUAACUAGUCCCACAGCUGUCUCUUUAGAAGUUUCUUGGACAUUUUUAUUUUGAUCUUAUGAAAUAUUUUUCUAAGGAUUUCUAGAAACUUUUGGGAAUGCUCAUCAUUGUCAGGUCUGAAGAACUCUAACUUCCAAGAACCCAAAAGAGUGCAGAUGAAUUGUCUGUGGCCUGCCUUGGGAGCUGUGCCCCUGUCCUCACAGAGCUGUGCUGUCGUGUUUGUGAAAAUGCACUGAGAACUCUGGUCUUGUUUUCCUUGUGGUCAGUGUGGGUCUUGGGUCUUGUCCUCAGUGUGACUCUGUCCAGGUGGUGUAGGCCUUUCAGUCCAGAAGCUGUUGCCUUAUUACCAUUUAUCUUAAAUUUUGUUCCACUGGGGCAGUGUGGGCCAAAUUAAAACAAAAACACCUAACACUCCCACAAAAACAGACACAGUUAAUUCUACAAAGAAGUGUUUUAUUCCAUCAGCAUAGUGCUCUUCACAUUUAUUCAUUCUUUUUUAAAAAAAGGAAUUACGUCGCUUGCUUAAACUGUGGUCAUUCUAUCUCUGCCACUUACUUGCCAUUUAGCUUACAAUGGAGCAAGAUGGUCGAGGUUUCUCUCCUUUUUAAAAAAAAUCUCUACUACUUUCCCCUGUAUUUGGAGUUUCUAAAGUCCAAUGGUGGUUGAUUUUUGAGUUCCAUGUUAAAUCUAAUUUGGAAUAAACAUUAACCUGCUUAAUAUUUAGACAUUUCUAGGUAGAAUUCCAACUCAUGUUUGGUAUUUUAAAGUAAAAACAAGUGUGACUUGGAGGACCAAAGAAUUUGUUAGCUAUAAAUUCCUCUUUGCAGGGCUAGGGACAUAGCUCAGCAGUAGAGCACUUGCCUACCAUGUGCAAGGCCCUGGGUUCAAUCCCCAGCCCUGCAAAUAAAUAAAUAAACAAUCAUUUUUUUUUUGGAGAUCAUUUGUAUUCCUUUGGAAUGACUUUGUCCUGACAUUCCCUAGAAGUGUUCUUAGAAAGUGUGAUGUAUCCACAGGUUUUUGUCUUCUUGGUAAAUGCAAAAUAAUGAUCUUGUCUGUUUUACUCUGGUCUGUAGUACUUCAAAAUUACUUUUUCAUAUUCGUGAUACUGACUCUAUUUGUGGGGGGGGAUUUUUAAGAAUUUGAUGCGUUUAAAUAUACUGUUCAAUUACAUUAUUUGAAUUUUAUGUAUGUGCAUCCCUGAAGUUGGUUCUAUUUAAAUUAUUAAAGUGUUAUAACUUUG
Molecule: messenger RNA, 3016 nt
Organism: Ictidomys tridecemlineatus (thirteen-lined ground squirrel)
Lineage: Eukaryota; Metazoa; Chordata; Mammalia; Rodentia; Sciuridae
Gene: Gch1
Product: GTP cyclohydrolase 1
Biological process (GO): tetrahydrofolate biosynthetic process; tetrahydrobiopterin biosynthetic process
Cellular component (GO): cytoplasm
Molecular function (GO): GTP binding; zinc ion binding; GTP cyclohydrolase I activity
Source: RefSeq, a predicted model, not a curated record